Malus domestica (apple) is the source of this 1289-nucleotide messenger RNA. RefSeq lists its product as uncharacterized. The record is from RefSeq and is a predicted model, not a curated record. Lineage: Eukaryota; Viridiplantae; Streptophyta; Magnoliopsida; Rosales; Rosaceae.
UUUCUGGUAUUCCCUCAUUCCAAAUUUCCAAGUAAUUUCUUCGCGUCUAUAUAAUCCCAAAGCCCCUCCUACCUCAAACCUCCUCCCCUUCUUCUACUUCGUCCUCUUCCUCUCACCACCGCUCUCAGCCAUGGAAAUUCCGGUGCUCAACAUAAUUACUGAUCUUCCGUCCCGCCUGACCUCGCUGCCGGACCCAUCUUUUCUAUGGCAGAGUUUGUCGUUUCCCGGAAUCCAAAACGUCUCUCAAGCUUACAGUUUAUGGACAUGGGGAGCUCUAGUCCUCGCAAUUCUAGCUUCCUUCGGCACCCUCAUCGCUAUAAUCAACAUUUUUGUCAUCGGUCUCCGCCGCCUCCGGAUAUUAGACCCGCAGCCGCUUAAUCAGCAGCUCCACGACGGCGAGUAUUCCGACGUCAGUGACGACUACGAUAUCUGCUCUGCUUCUUCGGCGUCCUCCUUAUCCGAUGAAGAUUUGGAACCCGAAAUAUCGUUCGACGACGAAAGUAAUUCGAUUGGGAGAGAUGAACAAUUCCACGUCAAAGGCUCGGGUUAUUACGGCGACGGCGGAGUGCAGAAUCGUAAUUUUCGACUCCUCCGCCGCCGAAGCUUCGGAGGACAUCGAUUCUCGUGGUCCGACUUCACGGCGGGCAAUAGCGUCGUAAAGCUCUGGGACACAUCGUCGCCGGCCACGUUUUUGUCCGCGGACCCAGCCCCGUCGGGGCUCGUGUCUCUGGGUGUCUGGGACGCGCGCGUCGGAUGCCGGAUUCCGGCGAUACUCGCGGAGUGGGGCCCGCAGAUCGGGAGAAUAGUUGGAGUGGCAUCUGGUGGCGUGGAGAAAGUCUACGUCAAGGAUGGCGUAACCGGCCAUUUGACGGUCGGUGACGUGAGGAAAGUGGCGUCGCCGUUAGGGAGUGUAACGGAGGCUGACGUGGACGAUACGUGGUGGGACGCCGACGCCGUUGUUGUGACGGACGAAUCAGCGGUGAGUGGAUGUGACUCGGCCGUGAUACGGUGUUGUAGCGCGGUUAGGUCUUAUCUGCUGUAAAUUAUUAGUACGAAACAACAGAAAUCAAAUAAUGCCAGGUCAUUAUUUUGUAAAUAUCCUUUAAUAUUAUUUACCUGGAUUUACUAUUUUUGUUUACCUUUCAAUUUGUUUUUCUUUAGCUUGUAAUCAACAGAAAAAUGGCAAAUUACAAGCUUCAUACUAGCUUCCUCUGGUGAUGGAAUCGAGAUCAUUUCUGGAUCUCGUAGUUUGAAGCCAAUGAAGAAAAAUUCGGACCAAUUAUUUUAAA